AUGCAUUUGCAUCCAUCACCGUCCCUAUCAGACACCAAGGGCUCCCAUCGAGACAGCAGUACCAAGCAGGAGAUAGGUUCUGAUAAGACCAAACAGUGGCGCCCGUCGUAUCAUAUCACCGCGCCUCAUGGAUGGCUGAACGACCCAUGUGGACUAUUAUAUGACCCUUCAACUGGUCUCUACCAUCUGUCUUACCAAUGGAACCCCAAGGGGAACGAUUGGGGAAACAUUUCAUGGGCACACUGUGUUUCAUCCGAUCUACUUACCUGGAAACAAGAUACCGAGCCGUGUCUGGCUCCCUCGGCCGAAUAUGACCGGUGUGGCGUGUUCACAGGCUGUCGGAGAAAUGGUGCAAUCGACGGGGAGCCUGGGACCCUGACCACGGUAUACACCUCCGUGAAAAGCCUACCAAUUCAUUACACGCUGCCCUAUGUCUUUGGCUCUGAAUCCCUCAGUUUGGCAACGUCUAAAGACGGGGGAACAACAUGGCAGCGCAUCGACUGCAACCCAAUCUUGCCGGGCCCUCCCAAACAUCUUCAAGUGACAGGCUGGAGGGAUCCCUUCAUUACUCAAUGGUCAGCUAUCUUAAAGCAACCGGGAGCUAUACCGUCAUCCAACCUUUGCGGGUUCAUUUCUGGAGGUAUCGCUGGGGAAACCCCAACUGUCUUUGUGUACUCAAUCAACCCCCAGAACUUACGGGAGUGGAUUUAUGUGGGACUCCUGGUUCGCAUCGAACCUCGAUCUCAACCUUCACAAUGGUCGGGAGACAUGGGAGUCAACUGGGAGGUCGCCAACUUUGUCUCGCUGACGGAUGACACGAACCGUACCCACGAUUUUGUCAUCAUGGGAGCUGAAGGUACUUCAACGCGAGGCAAACCGCGCAGAAGAGCAGCACGAGCACAGCUCUGGAUGUCCAUCGAUGUCUGCUCAAACACCAAGACGCAGGACCAGGCUCUCGCUACUCUUCCUGAUAACAUGCGGCACGAGCAAGGUUGGAGCGGGGUACUUUCUAUACCUCGAGUUGUGAACAUGAUAACACUGCACUGCGUAAUGCGUGCGCGUUGCUCAGAGCUCAUUGAUAUCACAUCUAUCAAGUUGGAAGUUGACCCCAGAGGGACCUAUACUGUUCGCACCCUGGGUAUCAGGCCCGAUCCCAGAGUCGAGAAGCUUCGAAGCAAGGCGCACAGAAGUUUUCUAGCUGAUAUCUCUCUACAGGGCGCGGGCGACCACCCAACUCCGCCAGAUACCGGUCUAUUCACAAAGACAAGCAAAUGGGAGCUUAAAGCGGAGAUAUUGGUUAGUAACUGCUGCACUGAAGUAGGACUAUUCAUCGAUCAUGGCCUGGAUGCUCAACACCGCACUACUUUGUCCUGGCAAGUGGCCAUAGAGAAAUUCAUCAUCUUACGUCCUUCCUCUAUAGAACCUGAGAUAGACCAUGAUCCCGAGAGUGCGGCACACACCCUGUUCACUUUCGAGACUGAACGGGGUGAGCAAAAGCAGGAGACACUCCGAAUUCAUGCAUUUUGGGAUGCUAGUGUGCUGGAAGUAUUCAUCAACGAACGAACGGUCAUCUCAACCCGAAUCUAUCUCUCGCCGGACAAGCAAAACCAGUCGAGAUUGCACUUCUUCGCUCGGGGAGGGGAUGGCGAGCCAGAUCCUUCGAUGGAGGCCAGUCCUGCCCUUCUAUUGCAGGCGGAUAUAUGGGACGAACUUGAUACGGCAGGUUUACUGUAA
Aspergillus homomorphus CBS 101889 is the source of this 1734-nucleotide messenger RNA. Its product is annotated as glycoside hydrolase family 32 protein. The record is from RefSeq and is a predicted model, not a curated record. Gene Ontology annotation, molecular function: sucrose alpha-glucosidase activity. Gene Ontology annotation, biological process: sucrose catabolic process. Lineage: Eukaryota; Fungi; Ascomycota; Eurotiomycetes; Eurotiales; Aspergillaceae. The coding region runs from base 1 to 1734 and encodes 577 amino acids. The transcript is spliced from 3 exons.